AUGGGUAGAAUUCCAUGCUGCGAAAAGGAAAACGUCAAACGAGGUCAAUGGACUCCUGAAGAAGACAACAAACUCUCGUCUUACAUCGCCCAACAUGGCACCCGCAAUUGGCGCCUAAUUCCCAAGAAUGCUGGUCUCCAAAGGUGCGGAAAGAGUUGUAGGCUGCGAUGGACCAACUACCUUAGACCUGACCUCAAGCACGGCCAGUUCUCCCAACCAGAAGAAGAAACCAUUAUGAAGCUUCAUGCAGUUGUAGGCAACAGAUGGUCACUAAUUGCUGCUCAGCUUCCUGGUCGCACUGAUAAUGAUGUCAAGAACCAUUGGAACACCAAGCUCAAGAAGAAGUUGACAGGCAUGGGAAUCGAUCCUGUUACACACAAGUCUUUCUCUCACCUAAUGGCUGAGAUCGCAACCACACUUGGACCCCCACAGGUUGCCAAUCUAACCGAAGCAGCCCUCGGGUGUUUCAAGGAUGAAAUGCUCCACCUCCUCACCAAGAAGCGCAUUGACUUCCAGCUCCAACCUACGAGUUCACAGGGUAAUAUCAAUUCCCCAUAUGUUAUGAGUACUAAGCCAGAGGUCAAGGAGGAUACUGUAGAGAAGAUCAAACUAGGAUUGUCAAGAGCUAUACAACAGCCAGAUAUGAUAAUCGCAAACAAGCCUUGGGAACCAACAGUAGGAGCAGCAUCAACUCAUAUCAAUGGGGCCUGUAAUGCAUUCACCGCAUUUCAGUAUGGUCAAUCUGCUUUUGGCCCUGACGAAGAUGGAUCACCAUGGAGCCAAAGCAUGUGUUCUACAGCAGGAGACCAACUAGGGCACUUGAAACUCGAAGAUGAAAAUGGAGAAGAUUCUGAAGGUGGAAAGGACAUUAGAAAUGGAUCCAGCAUAUUCAGUACUGAUAGUAUCCUAUGGGAUUUGCCAUCAGACGACCUAAUGAAUCCCAUCGUGUAG
Molecule: messenger RNA, 951 nt
Organism: Beta vulgaris subsp. vulgaris (sugar beet)
Lineage: Eukaryota; Viridiplantae; Streptophyta; Magnoliopsida; Caryophyllales; Amaranthaceae
Product: transcription factor MYB80
Exons: 3
Coding region: 1-951 (316 amino acids)
Source: RefSeq, a predicted model, not a curated record